Molecule: messenger RNA, 2931 nt
Organism: Menidia menidia (Atlantic silverside)
Lineage: Eukaryota; Metazoa; Chordata; Actinopteri; Atheriniformes; Atherinopsidae
Source: the annotation of a GenBank genome assembly
AUGGCGGGGGGCAGGGAGCCCGGCUCACGGACGCAGAGGCCGUGGUCGGUGUACCGGGCCAACACGUUCGAGCUCUCCAACGAGAUGAUCGGCCUGGCCCUCGCAGGAAAUAGUCAGGACCCAGACGAGCCCGUGCUGGAAUUCAGCGUAGUGUGCACAGACCUGGUGACGCCUGCUUUAGAUCGAAAACCCAACAGCUUUGUAGCAGUGAGCUGCACGACACCACCACAGGCCUUCUGGACCAAACACGCCCAGACGGAAGUCAUCGAGGGCACCAGUAACCCCAUCUUCCUCAGCAGCAUCGCAUUUUUCCAGGACUCCAACAUCAACCACCAGACGCAGGUCAAGCUGGCCGUCUACGAUGUGAAGGACCGCUCGCAGGGGACGAUGUACAUGCUUGGCUCGGCGCUUUUUCCUGUGAAGGAGCUGCUGCAGGAGAAGAGCCACAGACUCCCGCCCGAAUUACGAUCAGCGGAAAACGAGCGUGUGGGGAGCGUCUCCAUAUCGGCCUGGCAGAUGGAGGAGAAGGCAGAUCAGAGGAUGUCGGUCGGACGUUUGUCAGACAGCAUCAACGGCCGGACGGUGCUGCCCGUGGAUGAGAGCCUGACGGAGUCGAUGGGUGUCCGGAUCAAGUACGCCUCCCUGUGCAAAGAUAACCUGCUGCGUUCAGUGUUUGGAGGCACCAUGUCCAGGAUGUACCGCUUCCCCACCACGGAUGGGAAGCACCUGCGGGUGCUGGAGCAGAUGGCCGAGAGCGUCCUGUCGCUCAACAUUCCCCGACAGUUUGUCAAACUGCUGCUGGAGGAGGAUGCAGCCAGGGUGUGUGAGCUUGAGGAGCUGGGAGAGCUGUCCCCCUGUUGGGAGAACCUGCGGCGGCAGAUCGUCUCUCACUACCAGAACAUCAUCCUCGCAUACCAGGAAACCCUAUCUGACCUGACCGAGUACAGAGGUCCCUCAUUUAAAGCCAGUAACCUGAAGGCAGAGAGGAAGAUGGAGUUCAUGCCCACCAACCUCCACGUGCAGAGGAUGAGGGUUCAGGAUGAGCUGGGCUUCGGUCAGUCAGAGACAGAAAACAGGGUCGUAGUGGUGGUUUUCGUCUCUCUGACUCACGAGCUUACGCUUCCCUCUGCAGAGCACACGUAUGACGUGAUAACCAUCGGCGCCCCGGCUGCUCACUGCCAGGGUUUUAAAAAUGGCGGGUUGAGAAAGCUCAUCCAGAAGUUCGAGGAGGCAAAGAAACACAGUGCCCUUUCCAGCUCGCAAUCCAUCGUCUACAUACCUGAGGACAUAGUCCGAGCCAAAGAAAUCAUCGCCCACAUUAACACACUCAAGACUCAGACUCGUCAGUUGGUGACCGUGUGCGACUGCAAGCUGCUGGCUUCGGCCAUUCAGGCUUUGAACGCAGCGCGGCCGGACUACAUUGCCUCCAAAUCAUCACCUUCCGCCGACUCGGAGCAGGUCGUGCUCCGCAACGACCAGGACACGCUGCUCGCCAAGUGGAGCGGUCGCAACAGUCGGUCUUCCCUGCAUGUGGACUGGCACGAGGAGGAGUGGGAGAAGGUGUGGGUGAACGUGGACAAAUCUUUGGAGUGCAUCAUCGAGCGCGUGGACAAGCUGCUUCAGAAAGAGAGGAGGCCCAGCAACGGCAGUCAGGAAAGUUCCCAGAGUGACCUGCAGGGCGGCGGUAGUAAGAAAGAUGGAAGCCCCAGUGUGGAGGAGGCCUACCCAGGCGAGUGGAGCGAGGCGCUGUACCCGCUCCUCACCACGCUGACGGAGUGCGUGGCCAUGAUGAGCGACAAGGCCAAGAAGUCCAUGGUGUUCCUCCUGAUGCAGGACAGCGCCCCGACCAUCUCCAUGGACCUGUCGCUGCAGUACCGCCGCGACGUGGUCUUCUGCCAGACGCUCACCGCUCUCAUCUGUGGCUUCAUCAUCAAGUUGAGGAACUGUCUCCGUGACAACGGCUUCCUGCGGCAGCUCUACACCAUCGGCCUGCUGGCUCAGUCCGAGUCCCUGCUCAGCACCUACGGGGAAGAACUCGCCAUGUUGGAGGACAUGAGCGUCGGCAUCAUGGAUCUGCGGAACGUCACCUUUAAGGUAGCAAACGGGCCAUCAAAAGCCAGCCGACCGGGGACAGUCGGCGCCGUUUAUUCACGCCCCCGUCUCGUUUUUUUGGGGGCCGGGAAGGUCACGCAGGCCACGGGAAGCUCCGCCCCCGACAUGCUGCCCAUCAUCACGGGCAACAGGGACGGCUUCAACGUGCGCAUCCCGCUGCCGGGCACCAUGUUCGACGCCCUGCCGCGGGAGAUCCAGAGCGGCAUGCUGCUGAGGGUCCAGCCGGUCCACUUCAACGUGGGCAUCAACGAGCAGCAGACGCUGGCCGAGAAGUUCGGAGACACAUCCCUGCAGGAGAUCAUUAACACAGAGAGUCUGUCCAGACUGAACUCUUACUAUGAACAGUUCAAAGAAGUGCUGCCUGAGGACUGCCUCCCGAGGUCUCGCUCUCAGACUUGUCUUCCCGAGCUGCUGAGGUUUUUGGGGCAGAACGUCAGCGCCAGGAAGAACAAGAACGUGGACAUCCUGUGGCAGGCUGCCGAGAUCUGCCGGCGGCUCAACGGCGUUCGUUUCACCAGCUGCAAAAGCGCCAAAGACCGGACGGCCAUGUCGGUCACGCUGGAGCAGUGCCUGAUCCUGCAGCACGAGCACGGCAUGGCGCCCCAGGUCUUCACGCAGGCCCUGGACUGUAUGCGCAGCGUUGGGACGAGGGAAGGGGUGGUCCAGAAGAACCUGAGCGGCCUGCUGCCGGUGCGCGACUUGCGGCUGGACCCCAGCCUCAUGUACUCCCUGCCGCUGCUGGCCCUCAGUCCCAACCUCCUGAUGGUGUGGAUCUUCCUCAGCGUGGCGUACUUCCUGGCCAAACUGCGCUGCGGCUGA